AUGAGCACAAGUGGAAGAGCCAAUGACAUAGAUGGAGAAGAAGAGGAUGAUGCAUCUAAAAGAGCUGCAGCUGAAAGGGAAAGAAAAAAAGCAGAAGUCCGAAAACGUUUAGAAGAAGCAGGAAGAGCUAAAAAGGCAAAGAAAGGAUUCCUAACACCUGAAAGAAAAAAGAAACUUCGAAAAUUGUUAAUGAUGAAAGCAGCAGAAGAUCUUAAACAGCAGCAGAUGCUGAAAGAACAAGAACGCCAACGAGUACUCCAAGAAAGAAUUAUUCCAUUACCUGAUUUAGAUUCACUUGGACAAGAAGAAUUAGAAGAAAUUGCAAAGGAUAUGGUCGAUAGAUUAAUGUUACUGGAAAGCGAAAAUUAUGAUAUAAAUUAUACAGUUCGUCAGAAAGAUUUUGAGAUCAACGAACUAACGAUUGCUGUAAAUGAUCUCCGAGGAAAAUUGUGA
This is a messenger RNA of Dracunculus medinensis (Guinea worm), 453 nucleotides long. The record is from the annotation of a GenBank genome assembly. Lineage: Eukaryota; Metazoa; Nematoda; Chromadorea; Rhabditida; Dracunculidae.